This is a messenger RNA of Linum tenue, 1290 nucleotides long. Lineage: Eukaryota; Viridiplantae; Streptophyta; Magnoliopsida; Malpighiales; Linaceae. The record is from the annotation of a GenBank genome assembly.
UUGUCACAAAUAGUCAACAAAAUGCUUGCGCUAGCACCACCCUUGCUUGUGGUUUUCCUUGUAUUCAUUAAUGCCGCAGUUUUCAUCCCCCAUCCGGUCUCAGCGGAUCUCAAACUCGGGUUUUACCAAUCCACUUGCCCGCAGGCCGAAACCAUCGUCCGCCAACUUGUCCAGAAAAGAUUCAACACCAAUAAAUCCGUCACCGCUGCCCUUCUUCGCAUGCACUUCCACGACUGUUUCAUCAAAGGUUGUGAUGCAUCAAUUCUAAUCGACUCGACGAGCCAAAAGCAGUCGGAGAAAGCAGCGGGCCCCAACUUCACGGUCCGAGAGUUCGACCUCAUCGACCAAAUCAAGACGGCUCUCGAGGCCGCAUGCCCCUCACGCGUCUCUUGCGCCGACGUCAUCGCGCUCGCCACCCGAGACGCCGUCGCCCUCGCCGGCGGCCCCAACUACCCUCUCCCGACGGGAAGGCUCGACAGCUUGACCUCCGACGUCAACGACGUCAACCUCCCGGGCCCAACGAUGCCCGUCUCCCUGGCCUUCAUCCAAUUCUUCGAGCCCAAGGGCUUCACAAUCAGCGAGAUGGUCACCCUCCUGGGGGCCCACACGGUAGGUGUGGCCCACUGCGCGUUCUUCCAGGACCGGAUCUCUAACUUCCAAGGUUCCGGGAAACCCGACCCGGCCAUGGACCCGGCCCUGGCCGGGAGUCUCCGGAAGACCUGCUCCGCGAGCAACAACCCGGCCGCGUUUCUGGACCAGAACACGUCGUUCGCCGUCGACGCGUCGUUCUACAGGGAGUUGACUGUGAAGAGGGGAGUGAUGCAGAUUGAUCAGGAGCUGGCCACCGACCCGUCCACGUCGAAGAUGGUAUCGAGUCUCGCGAGGAACGAGUCGGGUUUCCGGCAGAGCUUUGCGGCGGCGAUGGUGAAGAUGGGGAGCCUCGUGGGGAAGGGCGGCGAAGUCAGGAAGAGCUGUCGCGUGUUUAAUCCCAAGAGCCCCGUUGGAGGUGGUGCACGGCCGCCGGUUGCGAGUCCUCGCCCUCCGGUUGUCAAACCCCGUCCGCCGGUCCAGCCAAGUCCUCAUGGGCCGGUUGUGAGCCCUCGUCCGCCAGUUUCUAAACCUCGUUCCCCGGUGGUGAGCCGUGGUGCGUCGCCGCCUAAGAGCGGUGGCAAGAAGAAUGUGCCCAAGAAGACACAUAAGAAAAGUUCAUCUCCACGUAGGAAAGGGAGCAAGAAGCCCGCAAAUGGACACCACUCACACCAGAAAAAGAAACCCAGAAAGGGUCACUAA